GCCGCGGCUCCCCUGAGGCCCCGGCGGGGCUCCGGGAGCAUCGCGCGGGGGGCACGGCUGUUCGGGAGUGCAAGGAAGAGCAGGAGUGUCCAGAGCGGCUUCGGCGGAGCUGCGCACGGAGCUGAGGAGGGGGCUCCGGAGCGGGGCUGGGGCGGGGGGGCGGCUGGCGCAGGCGGCCCCCGGGGUGGGGGGCGGGGUGGGCGCCGCCGCCGCGAUGCUGGGUGUCGUGGAGCUACUGCUGCUCGGGGCGGUGUGGCUGGCGGGCCCGGCUCGGGGGCAGAAUGAGACGGAACCCAUCGUGCUGGAGGGCAAGUGCCUGGUGGUGUGCGACUCCAACCCCACGUCCGACCCCACGGGCACAGCGCUGGGCAUCUCUGUGCGCUCCGGCAGCGCCAAGGUGGCCUUUUCUGCCAUCAGAAGCACCAACCACGAGCCCUCCGAGAUGAGUAAUCGCACCAUGAUCAUCUACUUCGACCAGGUACUAGUGAACAUCGGGAACAACUUUGAUUCAGAACGCAGCACUUUCAUCGCCCCGCGCAAAGGGAUCUACAGUUUUAACUUCCACGUGGUGAGCCUGAUGUUAAACGGGUGGCCGGUGAUUUCAGCUUUCGCCGGUGACCAGGACGUGACCCGGGAGGCCGCCAGCAACGGAGUCCUCAUCCAGAUGGAGAAAGGCGACCGGGCCUACCUCAAGCUGGAGCGGGGCAACCUGAUGGGCGGCUGGAAGUACUCGACCUUCUCCGGGUUCCUGGUGUUUCCCCUCUGACGGCCUCGUCUCCGGAGCAGGAGGCCGGGAGCGGGCGAGGCAGGAGGAGAGGGGGGAUGAGCAGGAGGCCGACGCGUAAAGGACUCGAAACUCCCCCCGCACUUAACGCAACUGUAUCCUGCGAAAGGCGCGCGCAGGCGGCCGCGGAGGCGGUGGGACGACUGUGUCCGGUUACUCAUUUGGAUAAGUAGAUCCCAGCUAGCUCUGCGCACUCCCCUUUCCAAAAAUAGGCUGCCUCCCCCUUCCAGUUGCAGUGUCCGAGGAAGAGAGAGACCGCCUCAUCGGUCCUCACCGCCCCCCUGUCCCCGUUCCCCACGAGUUACCGAAAAGAAACUUUGUAUUUCACUGUAGAACGGGAAAUGCCUUCCCUCCCGGGUCCCCUGCUGAAAUCCAAUGCGCCCCUCCCCCGUCUUAGCCGCAGGGGGGUAAGUUUGUAUUUUCGUUUCUUGAUGGAGGCGGCGGUUUUUCAUUUGGCGAGUCCUGCUCUACUCACAACACCGCUCAAGAGUCCAUUAGCUGAAGAUUCUUCGUCCUCGGCUGCUGCUUAGCAGAGGAAGGACUCACCUGGGUGGUGACUGGUUUAAAAAUAUAUAUAUAAAUAUAUAUAUCAUUUGUACACGAAGGACUUCCCAGUGGACCGGCCGUGCUUCCGUAUUUCUAUGUCCCCAUUCGGAGUGACCGUGAAACCCAAGGCUGCUUCAUAGUCUGGCGCUUGUCGACCCCCUCGUGUUCUGUGGCUCCAACUAACCACCGCCGGGGGGUUCCUCCGGGCCCUUCGGCGGCCGUCCUCUGUAACAUACGUGUGAAUAGCCAGGAGUUCAAUUUGCUUUCAUCCAAUAAAGUUGAAGUGGGACUUUU
Myotis daubentonii (Daubenton's bat) is the source of this 1624-nucleotide messenger RNA. RefSeq names its product cerebellin 1 precursor (gene CBLN1). Lineage: Eukaryota; Metazoa; Chordata; Mammalia; Chiroptera; Vespertilionidae. Gene Ontology annotation, cellular component: synaptic cleft; glutamatergic synapse. Gene Ontology annotation, biological process: maintenance of synapse structure. The record is from RefSeq and is a predicted model, not a curated record. Gene Ontology annotation, molecular function: protein binding.